This is a messenger RNA of Xenopus tropicalis (tropical clawed frog), 4803 nucleotides long. RefSeq names its product Rho guanine nucleotide exchange factor 15 (gene arhgef15). The record is from RefSeq and is a predicted model, not a curated record. Bases 141 to 3401 code for a protein of 1086 amino acids. NCBI's taxonomy places the organism in Eukaryota, Metazoa, Chordata, Amphibia, Anura, Pipidae. The transcript is spliced from 16 exons.
CUACCCAGCCUUCUGCCCCUCCCACUGGCCGCUGCUGCUGCUGCCGGACUGAUGAGCUCCGGGCUGGGACUGAACCGGGGAAUGGGCACCGGAGCCUGAGCUGCUGGGAGGUUUCUGGAUAAUGGCAGUUCGGUGACACCAUGUCGGCUACAGAUACCCUCCCGCCCCUGGUGCCUUUGUCGCAGAAACCAACCCGCAUUGUUAAAGCCAGACCUCCGAACCGUCCUCCUCCUCAUCUUCCUCCCAAGCCCCCGCAGAAGCUCCCCCCUCCAGUGCCCAGAAAUGAUCCUCCUUGUGCAAAGAGUGACCUGGCGGGCCCCAGGAGUGACCUUGUGGGGCCCCCCAAGAGCGAACAUACAGGCCCCAAAAACCAUGCUGUGAUGGCACCCCCCAGAUCUGGUGCGGAACCCCCCGACAAUGUUGGGGAUAAUCAGCCCCUGACGGGCAUCUGUGUCAAGAAGAUCGCUGGUCUCUUUCAGAAGGAGCCUGUAGGGGGAGCCAGUGAGGAAUCUCAGCCACGGGGGCCCCCAAAGCCCACAGGGGGGUUGGGCAGGGAGGAGAAAGUGCUGCCCCAGAAGGAGGAGAAUACAGAAUGUUUGCAGGAUGAGGCGGAGCUGAAGGAAGCAGAGGGAGAUCCCUGUCCCCCACCUCUUCCCCCAAAGAACUUCCAAGACCCUGACAUUCGGGCCAUGAAGAUGGGCUCCGCCCCCCUGCGUCCAUCUUGCCCAUCGAGGUGCCGCUGUGCCUGCCACGUGCAGAGACCCGGCUUGGUGUUGGUUUGGCUCCCAGAAUCCUUCAUUCAGCGCAGCCGCAAUCUCAGCGAGGCGUCGGACUCUUCAGACGACGGCAGUGUGUUCCACCCCAGGUUGCCCCCCAGUGAGGGGGGGGAUGACAGAGGAAAGUGGGGUCCCUGGUGCUUGAAAAACAAGAUGGCGAGCGGCGGCACCCACCCGAGAAGGCGGCGGUCCCUGAGAUCCAGUGAAUAUUUCCUGGAGGGCCCCGGGGCUGGGGAGGCAGAGGCCAAGGCUGGGGUGGUCUUGACUUCCUUCAAGUCUACAAAUGAAAAUAGUUUUGAUGGGGGCUCAGACUCUUCCCCUCCAGAGUCGGCUUCUAUGGUCAAUGGGGAAGCUACUGAGUCAGAACUGCGACCCCUAAGCACGAACAGAGCUUUGCCUGAUGCCCCACAGCUGGAAACUCUGUCCAUGAACAAACUCAGUGGCCACACCCCCAGCGCUAUGCCAGCAAAUGACUGGCGCCUUAGUAGACACAUUGACUCCGCCCCUCCACUUCCUCAGUCUGAACCACCUCCCUUGAGGAGCUAUAGAACUAGGGCGGAGUUAAAUGAUAAGCUUGAGGAUCCGCCCCAGCCAGAGGUGCCGCCCCAGAGCAACGAAGUACCCGCCCCUGAGGAUCCCAAUACCGACACCUCGGACCUACGAGAUUCCACAGAGGACGUGAGUGCAGAAUUCAGAGCGAAGGUGCGUAAGCCGGCUCGCCGGAGCAAGGUGCCCCCACUGCCACUCAUGGGCGUUGAAGAAAAAACACCACUAAUGCCACCAAAAGUGCCCAGCAAACCGCCACGUGGGGCAGCACCGCCACCUCCUCCAUUUGUGCGGAAAGGGUCCCUAAAGAGGUACUCGGCCGGGAACGCGGAGGAGGUGGAACAAAGAGACAAGGAGUCGUCCAGCAGCUUGCCCACCAUGUACCGGCCUAGAGAGGAGGGCCCCCCAGCAGAGCAAGGAGCGUGUGGCGCCGAUUCGCCAGACUGCGCUCAUGAUAUAUAUCGUGGUGGCUCUGUUUUCAUGUCCCCCCCUGUAAGGAGCCCCAAAUCCAUAGACUGGGAGUCGCACCUGCGGGAUGAGCCGCUCUACCAGACGUACCGACAGGCCGUUAUCAAGAAGGAGAUCAGGAGACAGACGGUUCCACGGAACAGCAGCUUCACCAGCUAUGACUCCUCCCACGACAGCCCCCAGUCAUCUGGCGGCUCCCCAAAGCAGGGGCGCAGGUCGGCCGCGUCCCACAAUUCCCUGUGGCAGGAGCUGCCGGCGGUGAAGGAGAGCGGGGUGCUGGGGGGCAUGAGCAAUGAGGAGAAAAAGAUGCAGGAGAGUAUGUUCGAGGUGCUGACGUCGGAGGCCUCCUACCUGCGCUCCCUCAAUGUCCUCAUCGAACACUUCAUGGAGUCCCGCGAGUUGGACGAAACGCUCAUUGUGCGCGAGAAGAAAAUCCUUUUCUCCAAUGUCCUUAAGGUCAAGGAGGUGAGCGAGAGGUUCCUCAUGGAUUUGGAGGAUCGAGUAGAGGAAAAUAUCAUCAUCACCGACGUGUGUGACAUCAUCUACGCGCACUCGCGCCAUCACUUCCCCGUGUACAUCGACUACGUGCGCAACCAGGUGUUCCAGGAGAAGACGUACAGCGAGCUCUUGGAGAAGAACCCCCAGUUCCAUGCGGCUCUGUGCAGGUUACAGGAUCUGCCCCAGUGCCACCGCCUCCCUUUCAUGUCCUUCCUGCUCCUGCCCUUCCAGAGAAUCACAAGGAUCAAGAUGCUCAUUGAGAAUAUACUGAAGAGAACAGAGGAGGGCUCCGAAAUGGAACAGAAUGCGACCAAUGCCCUGGAUUCUGUGUCCAAGAUUAUCCAGGAGUGUAACCGGGAGGUGGGCCGCAUGAAGCAGACGGAGGAACUGAUCCACAUUGCCCAGAAGAUUGUGUUUGACAAGAUAAAGGCAGUUCCGAUAGUUUCCCAGAACAGGUUCCUGGAGAAGCAGGGAGAGCUGAGCGAGGUGCUACAGAAAGGCAGUCUCUUUGGCAUCAAACCCACCAAAUUCAGCCCCGUCUACUUCUUCCUGUUCAACGACUUCCUGCUCAUUACCCAGAAGAAGAGCUCAGACAAGUAUGUAGUUGUGGACCACGCGCAUCGCUCUCUGGUUCAGGUCCAAUCCUGUCCCACCAUAGAGAGCAGUUUCUUCCUGACGCUGCUGGAGAAUCACCAGGGCAAGAUGUGUGAGCGCCUCUUCAAGGCUUCCACCCAGUCGGAUUUACACCGCUGGGUGGCAGCUUUUCCAAAUCUCAAUGAUGAUUCCCUUUCUGGAAGUGACACUAUAUACGAGGACUGGGACUGCCCUCAGGUCCAGUGCAUAGAACCUUAUUCAGCCUCACAGGCCGACGAGCUGAACUUGGAGCCCGUGGAUAUUAUUAAUGUGCUGAAGAAAACGUCAGAAGGUUGGUAUGAAGGGAUCCGACUCUCGGAUGGGAAGAAGGGUUGGUUCCCAUCGCUCUACGUGCAGGAAAUCACCAAUGAGCACGUGCGGCGGCGGAACCUGCGAGAGCGGCACCGGGUACUUCAGGCGGCGCGGCAGAUCCAACUGAACCGCUUCGGGGAGCCCAGAAAGAAAACCGGCUCGGCCUAAAUACCCGGAAUAUUUAGUGGCCUGGAGUCCUCCCGAUUCCUUAGGAGAUUCACCGGCCGGAUUCCUCUGGAGAUUCCAUGGCCUGAACUGGAAGCCAUCUGGUAACUGGGGAGAUGAACUGGUUUGGUGCCAAAUCAGCCCGAUGCCAUUGGGAGGGUCACUGGCCCCAGAGCCGCCGCAGCUAGAUACCCCUCAGCAACUCAACAGGAACACCCCAAAGUAUCCAAUGAUACCAGACUGUCGGGCUGUGGGCAGGGAGAGUACGGGCCCGCCCCACUGCUGUGUAGCCAAUCACUGCACAAGGCUCCUUACUGGGCAGAGAGGGGUGUAUGGGCGGAGCCAGACUGCCCCAGGAACCUGCCCUGUCAUGCACAGACCUGGGGCAUAGCCAUGGCAUUUGCCUCUAGCAGGACAGUGCGGGGCAGUUGAUUGGCUGCUUAUCAUGUUUGGGAAACUGUUGCUUUGUAUAUUUCAUAGCAACCAGGAUGUUGUGAGUGCAAUCUGUUGUAAAUAGCUCUCUUAUUUAAAUGUAUAGACGCUGACUGGUUCCACACAUAGCACAAGCCGCCUCCUCUUGUUGUAUCAUAUAUAUAUAUAUUCUCUGUAUGCGUCUCCUGUCCCUAUACCUCCCCCCCCCCCCCCCCAGUUUCCUUAUCUGACCCCCAGUAGGCAUUAUUCUUGCUACAGUUGGUCACAUGGGGUGAGGGGGCUGCAAACAAUAAGAGAGGGGCUAUUGGGCCGUUUCAGUUGCACAUAAGGAUAAGGGCAGUGGCAGCUGGGGAGAUGAGUCGCCCCAACAACUCUUUGUUGCCGCGGGCGACUAAUCUCCCCGCAAUGCCACCCUCACCCUUCAGUCUUCCCCCCCUGCCCCCAAGAACCUGCCCUGCCCCCCCCUCCUUCCCCAGUGCAUCUGACCAGCCCCCCAGAACCUGCCCUGCCCCCCCUCCUUCCCCAGUGCAUCUGACCAGCCCCCCUCCUUCCCCAGUGCAUCUGACAGCCCCCCAGAACCUGCCCUGCCCCCCCUCCUUCCCCAGUGCAUCUGACCAGCCCCCCUCCUUCCCCAGUGCAUCUGACAGCCCCCCAGAACCUGCCCUGCCCCCCCUCCUUCCCCAGUGCAUCUGACAGCCCCCCAGAACCUGCCCUGCCCCCCCUCCUUCCCCAGUGCAUCUGACCAGCCCCCCAGAACCUGCCCUGCCCCCCCCUCCUUCCCCAGUGCAUCUGACCAGCCCCCCAGAACCUGCCCUGCCCCCCUCCCCCCCAUUAGUCGCGCUGAGUGUAAACACUUGUAUGUCCUGCCAUUCAUUUCGCUGCACAAAUUAAAGGGGAACAUAUUUCUCCCAGUAUGAAAUGAUGCAGGGCUGUGUCCGUUCCACUUUUAAUUAAAACAAUCUGUUUCCUAUUA